This is a messenger RNA of Gigantopelta aegis, 3702 nucleotides long. RefSeq lists its product as uncharacterized. Gene Ontology annotation, molecular function: G protein-coupled receptor activity. Gene Ontology annotation, cellular component: membrane. Bases 1 to 3702 code for a protein of 1233 amino acids. The record is from RefSeq and is a predicted model, not a curated record. The transcript has a single exon. NCBI's taxonomy places the organism in Eukaryota, Metazoa, Mollusca, Gastropoda, Neomphalida, Peltospiridae. Gene Ontology annotation, biological process: G protein-coupled receptor signaling pathway; cell surface receptor signaling pathway.
AUGCCAGAGAUCAGAGACAUGUGCUUGUUCGUCGUUUUCCUUGUCGUAGUCACAGCGGUUCCUUUGGACCGUAAGGACGAAGAUGGGGCCAUUAAGAAGAUAUCUAAAGUAAACGAAGAAGAGAAAGUGAAAGUUGGAGCCAGAAUUAACAAAUGUGUCGAUCUUUUGAAACUUGUCCUCGUCGAAGGUAGUUCUGUCUCAAGUGCUGGAUAUUUAAAGAGAACGGUACAUGGUUCAGGUCAGGACGUGUUGAAGACCCAGAAGAGGAGAUUCAGAAGGGAUGGUGGUGUGGAUUUGAAGACGAAUGACCGCAGCCAAACUGACAGUCAUACAGCGCACGACGUUAACCCAGAUGACGAGAUGGCUGAUGCGAGAUUCGAUAAGUUAAAACACGCCAAAGAGAUCAUCUGGAAGCACCACGGAGUGAUGAACACGGAAAUAAAGAACCCGCCAGUUACUCGUUUUCUGCUGAAGAAACUCGCGCAAGCUCACGCUAGGUUGUUUCACCAUUUUCAGACCAAUAUUUCACUGCCUCGCGAACAAGAUUUAGGAAACAGGAAUCACAGAGCAGACGGAAGGAAACCCAAAUUCACUGGCAUGACAGACAGCAACAUAGAACAACUGGAGUGUCGCUAUCUUAAGUUUUACCACAAACGGUGGGUUCUGAUGAUCGCCAGCUGUCCCCGCGCCUACGCCAAUAAAACGUUGAGGCAUCAGUGCGAACACACGCCUCUGGACGAUGACGAUAACCAGGUAGAAGUUGGCUCCAUCCCCGUACAGCUGGAGAACGGAUUAGUUUAUCGAAACCUCUUCUGUGCCCUCUGCAACGGGAUCAGGAACAUCGAGGCCUGGGACGUGAACCUCAUGUGCACUGGAGUCCCGCCACUCCAUUUCGUGAAUGGGGGUGCCGGGUUCACGCUGCUGGGGGAAAAGGACGACGGACGCUACCACUGCCGGAAGACCUUGGUUCCUAUUCUCAAAGACAAGGUGCAGCUGUGUCAGAUCACCAAGCGACGCAGUUACCGGCCUUUUGCUCUGGACAACGAGCUGGGCGGACAGCCAACAGAGACGAUCGCCUACCCAGUGUCCUUCUCCAUUCUCAUGAACUUCGGUUUUGACGGGAAGGCCCACAUCUUGUUCAGCACCACCUACAAGGAAGUGGGUUACAGCGAGCAGGCGCACAGGUGCCCGGAAACCCAGGUGUACAAUCCUGAUUUCAACAUCUGUCAGCACGUUGUGUGUCCCGCUGGCUACGUCUUCUACGACCUGUCGUGUAAUCCCGACUCCUCGGUCCAGGCCAAACCGUCCAUGUCGCUCGAGGAGGAGCUGAGGGAGCUGGACAAACCAGAGAUCAUCAAACUGAGGGCGAACGUCUCCGAGAACGAGCUGGACGACUUGAAAGACGGGGUGUACCAGAACUUCAUCAAAGAGAGCAUGUGCGACUUUCUGAACAUUACGUGCGAUCGCAUCAAAAACUUCACCUUGGCGCCUCUGCUCGAUGAUAUGGACACGAAGGAAUACUCCGGUAUCGUUGGAUCCGGAACAAAGUCUUUAGGAAACGUGUCCCCUUUUGAAACUCGACACAGACUACCUCAGAAUGCUCAGGAUGCCAGUGAAACACCGAAAACACGAGAAGAUGACAUAACCAUGACAACUACACCAACAUCCACACCAGCUAUUUCCGGUGUACCGUCUGCCACAAGUACACCAGCGUCAACACUAGCUACUUCCGGUGUACUUCCCACCUUCAUAAGUAUACCUACAUCCACACCAGCUACUUCCGGUAUACCGCCCACCACCAUAAGCAUACCAACAUCCGCUACUUCCGGUGUAUCGCCCACCACCACAGGUAUACCCACAUCCACACCAGUUACUUCUGGUGUACCACCCUCCUUGAGAACUAAACGAACACCCACAUCAAAACAAACGACCGCUGUUAGGAAGAGAAAUAAGCCGUCGGGCAACCGGACGGUGGUCGUGGAGAUUCGCUUCGUGCUGAUGCCGCUCGAGAAGGACAUCGGCCGCGGCGAGGGCUUCGUCAGCAACGUCACGCAGCGGAUGAAGGAGCGCAUCGAGCAGCACAAGUUCACGCUGUCGCUGAACGGAACCCAGCUGCGCGUGCUCACCAUGGACCAGGUGUCGUCCGUCGUCCAGAUGGACACGUUCUGCACGCGCGGCAUCAAGCAGAUGUACUUUGACGACGAGUUCGAGAUGCUGACGUUGCCCAAGGACAACGACACCGUCGACGUCGUGUACGUCAACAGCACGAAGACCAAGUACUGGCCGGGCAUGUACGAUCUGACCGUCCUCGUCGCCGGCAACGUGAUGGCGACGCCCAACAUCACUCACAAGAGCAAGUACGUGUUCGUGUGCGUCAUGCCCAGGAUCGCCAACUCCAGCUGCGGCAGGCUGAACUUCACGCACAAGGACUACACCCUCCUGCCCAACAAGUCCAUCGCCAUGUCCAACAGACUCUAUUCCAUGGACGAGUACUACUUCAUCGACGACAGACUCAACAACAUCGAAAUCUGCAUUCCCGAGGAGUUCUACAGCCACCGAGAACCUAACGUGCGGGUUGUCCACGCCUGCGACAAAGGGUACGAGUUCUUCCAGAAGGCGGAGGGCUACUUGACGGCCGUUCUGGGACGCCUGUCCAUAGUUGCUAUGACAACAGUGCUACUGACGUACAUCCUGAUCAAAAAGUUGCGCAACCUUCCCGGAGUCAAUACCAUGAACCUGACCUUCGCAAUCCUGGCGGGGCAGGUGAUAUUCAUACUGGGGGAGAACUCGGAAUUGCAGUGGCUGUGCAGUUUGGUGGCGGUGUCCCUGCACUACUUCAUUCUUGCUUCGUUUUUCUGGAUGAACGUCAUGACGUUCGACCUCUUCAAGACGUUUGCCAACAAGUGUAUCCUUACUCAGAUCCGCAGCAAGAGCAAGUUCAUGUGGAGAUACUCGCUCUACGCCUGGGGGUCGCCCUUAGUUAUCGUCUUAAUAUGCGCUUUCGUCGACUUCUCUGGACUCGUUGAAGGAUUUCAAAUCGGCUAUGGAGGGAUAGUAAGGGAAACCAAUGUGACAGACAUACCAAACGAAUCGCUAAUGGACAGACAGAACGACAGUCUUCAUCCUGUUCUCAAUAACACAGACUCGCACACGAAACCCAAGGAUACAAAAAACCUCGGCUGUUGGAUUCAAAACCCCGUGGCGACUCUGAUCGUCUUUGGCGGGCCGCUGUUAACGAUAUUUAUUGUCAACGGGUUUCUGUUCGUCUGCACCAUCUUGUGCAUACAGGAAACUGCGCGGCUGGCCCACAUCAACACCCGCCGAUCCUCCAUGAGUCACAUGACCGGAAGGUACCACGUCAUGUUGUAUGUGCGCAUGUCCACCGUCAUGGGAUUCACGUGGAUCUUUGGACUAGCUUCGUCAAUAGUGAGCGGGUCUAAAGCCCCACCCUCCGAACCCAUCUGCUACACCGUGCACGCCCUGGGUAUCUUGUUCACUUUGUUCAACUGCUCUCAAGGGCUGUUCAUUCUGUUUGCGUUCGUGGCUAAACGUCGAGUGUUCUACAUGUACAAGGAUCUGUCGAGAGGGCUGGUGCAUCAAUUCAAGAGGUGGAAGGUAGGAAACAACAAGAAUGUGUUCGGCAGGCCGUCCUCUACAAGCUCUGCGUCUAGCUCUACUACAAGCAUUUCUCACAUUACGUGA